Molecule: messenger RNA, 982 nt
Organism: Wyeomyia smithii (pitcher-plant mosquito)
Lineage: Eukaryota; Metazoa; Arthropoda; Insecta; Diptera; Culicidae
Product: chromatin complexes subunit BAP18
Exons: 5
Coding region: 138-710 (190 amino acids)
Cellular component (GO): NURF complex; MLL1 complex
Source: RefSeq, a predicted model, not a curated record
UGCCAUUUGACAGUUGCCCCAUCUGCUUUGAAACUAUCGUGCCGAUGCGAAUCGAUUUUUUACCGCUGGCGGUUUGUUUGUUUACGAGAAGGUGUAAAAAUUUCUCUAAAAAGUGCGGCAUUAUUUGAAAUUACAACAUGAAUUCGGCUACGAAAGUGGGAGAAAUUUUCACAGCCGCUGGAGCCGCGUUCAAUCGAUUGGGUGAGCUGACGAUGCAGCUGCAUCCCUCUUCCGAUUCACCAACCGGGAGCAAAUGGACAGAUGAAGAAAUAGAAAUGCUUCGCUCAGCUGUGACCCGCUUUAGCGAAGAUCUCAACAAAGUCAGUCAACGCAUCAAGGGACGGACAGUAUCACAAAUUCGACAGACGCUAAAGAAAAAGGCUUUCGAAGAUGCUGGCAUUCAGAUUAAACAACAACCCACCCAGCAACACCAACUCGCCUCACCACAGCAGCAGCAGUCGCAAGCCAUUCUAGUACAGCAACAACCGAGUGUGCAACCGAUGACCAGCGGAACCGAUCAGCAACCAACGUUGGUUGUUAAACAGGAAGAUAGCGAAUCCACCGGAGAUGCGGGCUAUCUGAAUAAACCUUCAAAUAUGAUGACACUGAACCGAUUGAACGUACAGGAGUCGGAAGCGGACGUCGAAGGGUUGGCUAGCGCUGAUGUCAAGCUGGAAUUCGAACCCGGUGCGGAGGAGGUAGCCGGAUGAGAUGAGGUGGCUUUUUACUUUGGUGUUCCUCCGCGGGGGUAAACAUCGCAGGUUUUAUUCCUUACGUUUCAUCGUUUUAGUAUAGAUACACUACUGAGUGAAUUAGAUUCGAACAGUUCCCAGCAUUGAUUCUUGUUCACAAUUAUACAUUUGUUCAGAAAUUGUUGCGUAGACUCGAGUAAGGUCUCAGAAUGUAGCCAUCGAAUACUGCUAAAACAUAUUUGAAUAUCACACACGUGGCUAGAAAUAAAGAUAAAUGUAUGUAUGCUAAA